CUUUGAUCUAUUUAAAAGAACAUUUCAAGACAUAUUCUAGUAAACUAUCAGAUAUCAAACAAAUUAAAAUAAAAAAAUUUAUUGAAAUGGAAGGCGAAUUGAAAAUUCGUGAAAAUCCUAUUGUCACUAAAUUAGAUACACCGGCAUUUAAAUCUAUAUUUACCGAGGAGAGUAGAACAUUAUUAAAAAUUUUUGAAAAAUAUGGUCAUGAAAUUAGAAUCGCAGGUGGUGCAGUAAGGGAUAUUAUCAUGGAUAUACAUCCGAAAGAUAUUGAUUUUGCAACAACAGCAACACCAGAUGAAAUGAAAGAUAUGUUUACAAAAGAAAAUAUUCGAAUGAUAAAUAUGAAAGGUGAAAAACAUGGAACCAUAACGCCAAGAAUAAAUGAUAAAGAAAAUUUUGAAGUUACAACACUUCGGAUUGAUGCUAUAACGGAUGGUAGGCAUGCUGAAGUUAUAUUUACAACUGAUUGGUUGUUAGAUGCUAAUAGAAGAGAUCUUACAAUAAACUCUAUGUUUCUUGGAGCUGAUGGUUCAGUAUAUGAUUACUUUUUUGGUUAUGAAGAUUUAAAAAAUCGUAGAAUUGCUUUUGUUGGUAACGCAGAUAGAAGAAUAAAAGAGGACUAUUUAAGAAUAUUAAGAUAUUUUAGAUUUUAUGGUCGCAUAGCCACAGAUCCUAAUAAUCAUGAGGAAAGUACAAUUAAAGCUAUUAAAGAAAAUGUCGAUGGUUUAGCCAAAAUUAGUGGUGAAAGAAUUUGGGGUGAAUUGAAAAAAACGUUACUAGGGAAUUUUGCUAAAGAACUUAUACUAAAAAUAAAGGAGUGUAACAUGUUUGAGUACAUUGGCCUUCCUAAAACGUCUUCAACAAAAGAUUUUGAGAAACUAUUUGAGUUAAGAUCACAAAGCGAUGAAGACUUUUUGCCAAUAACAUAUUUAAUACCGUUACUUGAAACAGCCGAAGAUGCCGCUAAACUUCACGAAAGACUAAAAUUAUCUGCAAGUGAACGUGACACCGCCUUUUUUAUUACACAAAAUCGAGAUAAAUUUAAAGAAAUCGAUGAUAUUUUAGUAUACAAAAAAUUGUCGCUGGAACCAUAUGCAAGAAAAGAUUUUAUUGAAGAACUUCUUAAAUACCUCGGAAAAUGGGAAAUAUAUAAGGAAUUUAAAGCUUGGAAAAUUCCUUAUUUUAAAAUUAAUGGACAUGUACUAAAAGAAAAAACUUCAUUGAAAGGUGAAGCUUUAGGUGAAGUCAUGAAACAAUUAAAAUUAAUAUGGGCGAAUGAUAAUUUUGAAACAACCACAGAUGAUUUAAUAGAAAAAUAUUUACCAAAAAUUAUAGAAGAAGUUAAAAUUAAAGAUUUUCCUAAUAAAAAAGUAAAAGUUAAGAAGUGAUGGUUAAAUGAAU
This is a messenger RNA of Condylostylus longicornis, 1404 nucleotides long. RefSeq names its product CCA tRNA nucleotidyltransferase 1, mitochondrial. The transcript is spliced from 6 exons. Gene Ontology annotation, molecular function: nucleotidyltransferase activity; RNA binding. The record is from RefSeq and is a predicted model, not a curated record. Gene Ontology annotation, biological process: RNA processing. Bases 87 to 1391 code for a protein of 434 amino acids. NCBI's taxonomy places the organism in Eukaryota, Metazoa, Arthropoda, Insecta, Diptera, Dolichopodidae.